GCCAAGGGAAACAACGACUUACGAAACAGCUGAGGACUGCAAGAUCACCUUUUGAUGUUUUCUAGUAUUUCAUAAACCUUAUAUGAUAUGUUAAGUGUUUAGUCAUUGGUGAAGGAAUGGUAAUUAUGAAGACGUAAACAGAUUCACUGCUGCAAAUAGAGAACGGCUUUAUUUCUGUUUUGUUUACUUAUCCACAAUGUCAGUGAGGGUGAAAGUAUCAUCAUACAGAAUUUGUGUUCGGACGUAUUCUAUAUUACACUAACCACAACAUUCAAGCUACUGGGGCAUAAGGAGGACAAGGACAUAAUACAACGUAUCAUCAAUGAUUCAGAUCGCGUGUCGACUCUGGAACCUGAGCAUUAUAAGCGUGCUCAUCCUCACCUUCUCCAACAUCCUUCUGAUCGUACGGCUUCUCCACUCCACGGACUGCUCUCGACAGCAACCAUCAGCAUCAGAACCAUUGCAUCUGCAGCAGCCACAGGUUCAAGACAGUCGAACUUCAAAACAGAGCCACGAAUCGCCACCUCAGUCCGCACCUUGCAAACAAGUGAACUCGACAGCUGGACCAUCAUUCACUGUGUCCACCACCAACACAACAAUAUUUCAUGUUGACCUACAACUUGGACGUUGGGAUUCCAGACAUCUCUACAAACUUUUUGAUUUUGCACUUCCUGGAGAUCAGUAUGCCGAACUCUCUGAGAAGUAUUCGGUAUGCCUUGCGACUCAGAGUUCACUAGAGAAGCUCCAAUCCCUGGUGCAAGUGGCGCAUCAUUGGUCCGGUCCAAUAUCUGCAGCUGUGUUUGCGGCAGGCGAUGAAUAUCCACUGCUCCAGCUCUACAUUGCUUUCUUGAGACGUUGUUUUCCUGUCGUGCGUGAUCGCGUUAGCUUCCAUCUAGCAUAUCCCAAAGAUCGUCCGCCUGCAAAAGUUCGUCCAGAUUUUCCACUGAAACCUAAAUUAGACUGUCGUAGACCAGAAGCAGCAUUAGCAAAUUUAGUGCGUCUUCGUAAACCGGAAACGGUAAAGUGGAGAAUGAAGGCUGCAUAUCCGCAAAAUCAUUUGCGCAACCUAGCGCGACGAAAUUGCCAGAAUCCAUACGUCUUCCUCACUGACGUUGAUAUAAUUCCAAGUGCAAAGUUGGCCGAUGGGCUUGAUGUGUUCCUCAAGGAUGCCAAGUGUAAAGGUUUGUGUGCCUACGUAAUUCCAACCUACGAACUGGAUGAGAGAGUGCACUUCCCGCGGAAUAAAACAGACCUCAUCCGGUUGGCCAGGAAAGGAUUGGCCAGGCCAUUCCACCACAAGGUGUUCAUAUACAAUCAGUUUGCGACGAAUUUCUCUAGAUGGCAGGCGAGUGCAGGGAAGGAAGGAGAGGCCGUGCACGUGAAUCAUAACGUGACCAACUUCGAGUUCUUAUAUGAGCCGUUCUACGUAGCACCUGACACCGUCCCAGCCCACGACGAGCGCUUCAUUGGCUACGGGUACACCCGAAACACACAGGUGUACGAGAUGUUUGUUGCUGGAUACCAAUUCCAAGUCCUGUCUCCGAUCUUCACGUGUCACUGGGGACUACAGAACAAGAAGGGUCGUCCUUCAUGGAGAGAGAGACAGAACAGCAUGAAUCGACGUCACUUCGAAACUUUCAAGAGCGAAGUUUUCGCACGUUAUCGGAAAGAUCCUCUGAAGAUGUUGAGUCCAAAGAAACCGCUGACGAAACGACGCGCUGUUCUGGAGAUGUGGAACAUGAUCUAGGCACGCGAAGCAAGGACCGUCUUUUUUCUGUUAUGUACAGCCUAUGUU
Cryptotermes secundus is the source of this 1795-nucleotide messenger RNA. Its product is annotated as beta-1,4-glucuronyltransferase 1. The record is from RefSeq and is a predicted model, not a curated record. Lineage: Eukaryota; Metazoa; Arthropoda; Insecta; Blattodea; Kalotermitidae. The transcript has 5 exons. Gene Ontology annotation, molecular function: glucuronosyltransferase activity. Bases 323 to 1747 code for a protein of 474 amino acids.